This is a messenger RNA of Lepidothrix coronata (blue-crowned manakin), 1420 nucleotides long. RefSeq names its product C-C chemokine receptor type 8-like. The transcript is spliced from 4 exons. The coding region runs from base 152 to 1285 and encodes 377 amino acids. NCBI's taxonomy places the organism in Eukaryota, Metazoa, Chordata, Aves, Passeriformes, Pipridae. Gene Ontology annotation, molecular function: chemokine receptor activity. Gene Ontology annotation, cellular component: membrane. The record is from RefSeq and is a predicted model, not a curated record. Gene Ontology annotation, biological process: immune response; G protein-coupled receptor signaling pathway; chemotaxis.
GCUGGGUUUCCAGAGCAUUGGAGAAGUAAGUGUCAAGUACAGAGGCUGUAACACAUGUCACAAAGAGGAAAAGAUAUUUUAGGACUGUGCACGGCAGCAGUGAGGACCUUGCCUGUGGCUUGGCAUUGCAGCAUAAGCUCAGUGUUGGAUUAUGGAGAGGAACUUGACAUACCAGCUGGGCAGAGGCAGCUCUGAGGACAUGUCGGUGGGUUACACAUUGCCAACAUCUAACUCCCCUGCAGCCUAUGAAUCCGCCUUCUACUACCCAGACCUGGGCAUCAUCUGUAAUGCUGAAAAUAUUCCAGCAUUUUCAUCUACCUUUUUUCCAGUGCUGUACUCCCUACUGUUUGUGGUAGGCCUUGUGGGAAAUGCUUUGGUGAUUUGGGUUCUAACAGUUUUCAAGAAAAUCAAGACCAUGACUGACGUGUAUCUGCUGAACCUCGCCAUCUCUGACCUUCUCUUUGUUUUCUCCCUCCCCUUCUUGGUUCGGUACUCCAUUAUGAGUCAAUGGACUUUUGGAAAUGCUAUGUGUAAGAUCAUCAGCUCAGCUUAUUUCGUUGGUUUCUACAGCAGCGUCUUCUUCAUAACCAUCAUGAGCAUUGACAGGUACUUGGCCAUAGUCCAGUCUGUCUAUGCUCUGAAGAUUCGAACAGCUGCCCAUGGGGCUAUCACCAGCCUGGUCCUUUGGGUAAUUGCCAUUUUAGCAUCAAUGCCAGACUUAAUUUUUUACCAGGAAGUAAAUGACAAUAGCCAGAUUAAAUGCAUCCCUCACUAUCCUGGUGGCAACAAUGGCUGGAAGACUUUCAGUAAUUUUGAAGUCAACAUCCUGGGGUGGUUGAUCCCUGUUGGUGUCCUCAUUUUCUGCUACCACAGCAUCUUGAAAAACCUGCAGAAGUGCCAUACCCAGAACAAGUACAAAGCAAUAAAACUGGUUUUUAUUGUUGUAAUUGUGUUCUUCCUCUUCUGGACUCCCAUCAACAUUGUGCUUUUUUUGGACUCUCUAAGGAACAUGUACAUCAUUGAUGACUGCCAGACAAGCCAAAGGCUAGACCUAGCUAUGGAGCUGGCUGAGGCUCUCUCCUUCGUCCACUGCUGCCUCAACCCAGUUAUCUAUGCCUUUGUGGGUGAGAAGUUCAAGAAGCAUCUCUGUGAAGCUUUCAGAAAAUCUCCAUGUUUUCUCUUGAUCUGCAAAGACUACAGAGCUUUCAGUGGACGCAGCCUGGACAAGAACUCCUCUCUGCACACAAGGUCCUCACAGUCGUCUUCUAUUGGUACAGUCUUGUAGAACUACAAGUCAAAAACUAUCAUCCUGGACAGGUAUCCUAAAACUGGGAAAUCCUCCCAGAAGGGAAUCCACAGAGAUGGACUAUUUGUGAAACAUUUUAUGACAGAAAAAGUGGAAGCAGCUGCUUGAUUUUGC